Mustela erminea (ermine) is the source of this 2264-nucleotide messenger RNA. It is a transcript of the gene CHTOP, whose product is annotated as chromatin target of PRMT1. The transcript has 7 exons. Bases 313 to 1305 code for a protein of 330 amino acids. NCBI's taxonomy places the organism in Eukaryota, Metazoa, Chordata, Mammalia, Carnivora, Mustelidae. The record is from RefSeq and is a predicted model, not a curated record.
AGCCGGUCCCACUCGGUUCUGGGCGUGGCGGCCAUUUUGUUUUGGGCAACGAGCGGGAGGAGUCGGAGGCGGCGGCAGUGGUGGCAGCGACGCAGGGCAGGAAAGGGCAGGCCGGGCGAGCAGGCAGACCGGCCGACCUGACAGCCGGCCGGCAGCAGCGAGCUAACCUAGCAGCCUAGCGCUUACACCUCUGACCAACCGCCCACCAAGUCAAGUCAGGUUCCGCCGGGCCCCGGCCCGCGCGCCGCAGCCGUGGUGGCAGCCCCGGGAGGCGCACUGGCGUCCGUUUCCUUCGAUCCUCGGGAUUUGAAGAUGGCUGCUCAGUCGGCGCCGAAAGUUGUGCUAAAGAGCACCACCAAGAUGUCUCUAAAUGAGCGCUUUACUAAUAUGCUGAAGAACAAACAGCCGAUGCCAGUGAAUAUUCGGGCUUCGAUGCAGCAACAACAGCAGCUAGCCAGUGCCAGAAACAGAAGACUGGCCCAGCAGAUGGAGAAUAGACCCUCUGUCCAGGCAGCAUUAAAACUUAAGCAGGUGAGAGGACGGGUCCUGAUGCUCCAGAAGCAGCUGGUGCUCUCUGUCAGGCAGUCCACUGAGGCUGUCAGGACGUGGAGGAUGAUUGCAAGUGGCUCAGGGCAAAAGCAGAAACUUCUCUGGAGGAAAGAGAAGUUCAGAGAAUUCCCAGUUUGUCAGACUUUAUAUGCAAGUCCGGACAAUGGCUGUGGAAGGAUAUGUCCAAGCUGUGGCUGGGCGUCUGGAGGGCGAUGCCAUGCAACUAAGAGCUUAAAGCAGCGCCUGGGUAAGAGUAACAUCCAGGCACGGUUAGGCCGACCCAUAGGGACCCUGGCCAGGGGAGCAAUCGGAGGACGAGGCCUACCCAUAAUCCAGAGAGGCUUACCCCGAGGAGGACUCCGUGGGGGACGUGCCACCAGAACCCUGCUUAGGGGCGGGAUGUCGCUCCGAGGUCAAAACCUGCUCCGAGGUGGACGAGCCGUAGCUCCCCGAAUGGGCUUAAGAAGAGGUGGUGUUCGAGGUCGUGGAGGUCCUGGGAGAGGGGGCCUAGGGCGUGGAGCUAUGGGUCGUGGCGGAAUCGGUGGUAGAGGUCGGGGGAUGAUAGGUCGGGGAAGAGGGGGCUUUGGAGGUCGAGGCCGAGGCCGUGGACGAGGGAGAGGUGCCCUCACUCGCCCUGUACUGACCAAGGAGCAGCUGGACAACCAGUUGGAUGCGUACAUGUCGAAAACAAAAGGACACCUGGAUGCCGAGUUGGAUGCCUACAUGGCACAAACAGAUCCAGAAACUAAUGAUUGAAACCUGCCCGCCCUCCUGUGAGAGACUCUUGUUCAAAAGUCACCACAUCUGUAAAUACCCUUGAGAUAACAGAUGGAGAAGAAGCCUGAACGAUGCUGGGAGGACCUAUCACGAUAGGCCAUGGACUUAACUUGCCACCAGUUUGUGCAUUUAGUGUGUUCCUUUUACUUUUUUGAUACUGUGUUGUAUGAAACCCCUUUUUCCUCUGACGCGGGUUUUGUUUUGUUGUGUUUGGGGUUUUUACCCCCAUUGCUCUGACUUCUCUUUGAACACGAAUGUGGCGGACUCGUGGCUAGAACACCCUCUUCUCGUCUCUGUGUCCGCGUGAAAAAAGUCCCAGAAAGAGCCCAUCAGUGUUCCUUCCUGAUGGCCUAGGUUCUGUUCUAUGUGACCUUUAAUAGCCUCUUAGAAGUGUUUAGAAAACGUGCAGCUCAGAAAUGAAUUCUGCCGCACUAAUACAUCAGUGUAGUAAAUUAGGGACACUGACAUAGCCACAGGGCCACAUAACAGGUUAUACAUGGUAACACCUGAUUUGAUUAAAGUCACUUCUGUGUACAUUGACACCACACGACAAGUGUGCUGGGUUGGGUGUGUGCACUUCCUACGCUGAAAUGAGGCCUGUAAACUUUGCUCUUGGCUUUGAAUCAUGUCCUAAGCUACUGUUAGGAUGGCUUACACCUGCAACAGAGAGGAAAUGGCCAUUCGGUUUGGCAGAUGUCUCGGAAAAAGGGAUAGAAUGGUCAGGUACCUUCUAGGAGUCCAAAGAUUGCGUGCUAGAAUGCUAUUGUCCUUGUGUUUAUCCCAAACCAGUCCUGGGCUUCUCCAUUCAUUGGCUUUGUUUGGCCCUGUCUUUAUUUCCCUUUGAAGUUACAAGUUCAACCAUAUUCUGUCACCUGUUCAGUUUUCAGUGGAAUCUUGUAUUUCUGGUUCAUCAUAACAAGAAAUUGUUCUCAAAUCUA